Molecule: messenger RNA, 1508 nt
Organism: Pteronotus mesoamericanus
Lineage: Eukaryota; Metazoa; Chordata; Mammalia; Chiroptera; Mormoopidae
Gene: ELOVL2
Product: ELOVL fatty acid elongase 2
Exons: 8
Coding region: 121-1011 (296 amino acids)
Biological process (GO): very long-chain fatty acid biosynthetic process; fatty acid elongation, monounsaturated fatty acid; fatty acid elongation, saturated fatty acid
Cellular component (GO): endoplasmic reticulum membrane; endoplasmic reticulum
Molecular function (GO): fatty acid elongase activity
Source: RefSeq, a predicted model, not a curated record
GUGGGUGUGGGUGGGGGUAAGUAGAGCGGGCACGCGGGAGCGCGGGGCAGAGGGACGCCAGCUACCCUGGACAGCGCAGAUACUCGCCGGGGUCGCUGUGCCGCAGCCGCCGCCGCGAUCAUGGAGCAUCUAAAGGCUUUUGAUGAUGAAAUCAAUGUUUUUUUGGACAAUAUGUUUGGACCUCGAGAUUCUCGAGUCAGAGGAUGGUUCAUGUUGGACUCUUACCUUCCCACCUUUUUUCUUACUGUCAUAUAUCUGCUUUCAAUAUGGCUGGGUAACAAAUAUAUGAAGAACAGACCUGCUCUUUCCCUCAGGGGUAUCCUCACCUUGUACAAUCUCGGAAUCACACUUCUCUCUAUGUAUAUGCUGACAGAGCUUAUUCUCUCCAGUUGGGAAGGAGGUUACAACUUACAAUGUCAGGAUCUUGCCAGUGCAGGGGAAGCCGAUAUCCGGGUAGCCAAGGUGUUAUGGUGGUACUACUUCUCCAAAUUAAUAGAGUUCCUGGACACAAUUUUCUUUGUCUUGCGGAAAAAAACCAGUCAGAUUACUUUUCUUCAUGUAUAUCAUCAUGCCUCAAUGUUUAACAUCUGGUGGUGUGUUUUGAACUGGAUACCUUGUGGGCAAAGUUUCUUUGGACCCACUCUGAACAGUUUCAUCCACAUUCUUAUGUAUUCCUACUAUGGACUGUCUGUGUUUCCAUCGAUGCACAAGUAUCUUUGGUGGAAGAAAUACCUCACACAGGCUCAACUGGUGCAGUUCGUGCUGACCAUCACCCACACCAUGAGUGCUGUUGUGAAGCCGUGUGGCUUCCCCUUUGGGUGUCUCAUCUUCCAGUCUUCGUACAUGCUUACAUUAGUCAUCCUGUUCUUAAAUUUUUAUUUCCAGACAUAUCGAAAAAAGCCAAUGAAAAAAGAGAUGGAAGAGUCACCAACAGGAAAAGAAGUUAAGAAUGGGUUUUCCAAAACCUACUUCACUGCAACUAAUGGAAUAAUAAACAAGAAAGCACAAUAAACAUCAAGUAACAGACAAAGCAUAUAUAAUAACCUAACAGAUUCACUUGCUUUUAAGGCAAUGAUUGAAUUGAAAGUUAUAUAUGUUUUAGCAUAAACUAAUUUCGUUGGAGUUUAUAAAUCAUUUGUACCGAGAAUGUAUUAGUAUCUUUGUAUUAGGUUAAUCUGUUAAAUGAGUACUUCUGUCAGCAUUGAGGUGAGGCUGAGCUCUGUAGACCUCAGAACUGGUGCAACAUUCUCUCUCCCUCCUCCUCCCAGACUUAACACCUCACCAGAAACUGUCUUCAUAAUGCCUUAUCCACACACAAAGCCAGGAAACAUGGAGCAUUGUUUUUCAAGGCAAAUCUUCAAAUUAAAAGUUAAAGAGUUUUGUUCACAUGGAAAUGUUUAAAAAAAAAUGUUACUUAUCUCCUAAAUACAGGGUAUGUUGUAAUCUAUAUUAAGCAAUAAUUGUCAGUGCAUAAAGUAAUUAGUCCCUCUGCUCCUUUAGGAAUCAAC